AUGUAUGGAAAUAAUAAUAAUCAAAAUCUUGUUAAUCUAAAUUCUCUUCUUUUUUUUGACGGACAAACAAGUCCAUCCCACGUUCCUCAAACCCAUGGAGACAAUGAUUUCGAUUAUCAAAACGUUCAACAAAACUUAUUUCAUAGUAACUCCAUCUUUCAAACUCCUGAAGACAAUAACAUCUCCGCUUAUCAAAACGAUGGCGACAACAAUCACUUUCAUUUUAACUUAGUUCAUGACAAUUUCGUUAAUGAAAAUUCUGGAGAUGGUAACUUCAUUCAUCAAAAUAAUUUCGUUGACCAAAACCCUCUUACCUCAACUGAUAUUGCCAGUAACAAUGGUUUCGUUAAAGAUAACACUUUUGAUGGUUCAACUAGCAUUAUUAACAAUAACAAUGGGCUUGCUGACCAGAACACUGCUAUUCCAACAGAUAUCAUCAAUAACCUUGCCGACCAGAAUUCAUUUAAUGCGACUAAUGCUAUGAUGAUGAGAAUUAAUCAUCCGAAUAAUUCUUUUGUUUAUCAAAAUCAAAAUAAUUUCGUUGGUCAACAUCAGAAUAAUUUCGUUGAUCAACAACAUCACAACAGAGAUCAACAAUUAAAUUACAUCAUAUUCCUACUCCAUCAACUGUUAAACAAUAAAAACUGA
Molecule: messenger RNA, 648 nt
Organism: Entrophospora candida
Lineage: Eukaryota; Fungi; Glomeromycota; Glomeromycetes; Entrophosporales; Entrophosporaceae
Source: the annotation of a GenBank genome assembly